This is a messenger RNA of Leucoraja erinaceus (little skate), 544 nucleotides long. RefSeq names its product NADH:ubiquinone oxidoreductase subunit B4 (gene ndufb4). Lineage: Eukaryota; Metazoa; Chordata; Chondrichthyes; Rajiformes; Rajidae. The record is from RefSeq and is a predicted model, not a curated record. The coding region runs from base 70 to 456 and encodes 128 amino acids. The transcript has 3 exons. Gene Ontology annotation, cellular component: mitochondrion.
GGCGUGUGACGGUGCCGGCAAGGUCGGGCUGUCUCUCUCCGUCGGUCGGUCGGGCGGGUGUUGACGACCAUGGCCGAUUACCGCGCCGCGCCGCUCGCCUCCCGGCCCCACACCCUGGACCCCGCCGAGUACGUGCAGCUGAACGCCGAGCAGCGCCGCGCCCAGGGGGAACGGCUCGCCAUCCGCGCCCGCCUCAAGCUGCAGUAUCUGCGGCAGCUCAACCAGCCCGACCCCGCACACCUCAUAGAAGACCCUGCCCUAAGUCGUUGGGUUUACGCUCGCACUCUCAACCACAUCUAUCCCAACUUUCGUCCAAGUCCUAAGACGUCUCUGUUAGGAUUUGCCUGUGGUGUCUUGCCACUGUUUUUCUGGUAUUACGUCUUCAAAACAGAUCGGGAUCGUAAAGAAAAACUGAUCCAGGAAGGAAUGGAGCGGCCUUUUAGUUUGUCGUCGUGAGCACUUGAAGCAGAGUCGGUGGAGAUGACGUAUAUAUACAGUAUAUUACACAGACCAUCAUUAUCACUAAUAAAUGUUGCUAAUCAUC